Messenger RNA from Centruroides sculpturatus (bark scorpion), 2732 nucleotides. RefSeq lists its product as uncharacterized. Lineage: Eukaryota; Metazoa; Arthropoda; Arachnida; Scorpiones; Buthidae. The coding region runs from base 451 to 1161 and encodes 236 amino acids. The record is from RefSeq and is a predicted model, not a curated record. The transcript has 4 exons.
CCAUCCAAGACUUUAGAGAGAUAACUACAACAUACCGAACUAUCGGUUUCUGCUUUAUGUCAAAUCACCUUCUACGACGAUCGAUGGAAAUGCGUCACGAGUCAACAUUUAUUUUCUAAAUAUAUUUAGUUAUUUAAUGUAAACAAUCGUAAACAAUAUCUCAGAUUGGCCGUUAGUCACGUAACUUUCACUCCGAGUAUCUCGUUUAAAUUCGUAACAUUUAGAAAAAAGAAGACGAAAAAAACCUCAACGAAUGUCGGCAAUUAGCGUGUGGGUGUGAAUGGAUAAGGUCUUUAGUAAUUCAACAUGCCGGGUAGAAGGAAACGCCAUCCACAGGAAGAAAGGAUUCGGACGGAAGGGGCGUCGUAUUUCUAACAUGAAUUUUCCGGGGAAUAUAGAACAUUCUGCUAGUUCGAUAAUUAUUGAUGGAUCUUCACAUUCCCUAUAAUCAUGGCCCAUCUUAAUUGUUUUUAUAUUUUUAUUCUUCUAAACGGAAUUUUAUUAAAGUUUUCGAAAUGUUGCACAUCCGAUUCUCAGAGACUGCACGUAUGCCUUAAUAUUUAUUUAGAGAGAGAUUAUCCUUCGGUCGAAGCCAUAUUAAAAGCGCAGAUCCAGAGUUCUAAGGAAUCCAGAGGUGGUCAAGUUUUGAUGGAAGGCCCAGAUUUAAGUUCCAUAUGCCAAAAAAUUGAUUCCUUGCAAACCUGUUUGUCCGAGGUUGCCGAAGAAUGUAACACUUAUUGGCACAUUUACAGAUUCGACAGAAUGAUGAGGAGUCUCUUGGCUCUUUAUAAUCUUCUUUGUGCAAAUUCUAAAGAUGGACUGAAAGCUGUAUUAACUUAUGCAAUGUGCAUUCGGAAUAUCGAGUAUGUAAAGAAUUGUGAGGAAGAGAGUUUUCACUGGGAUACAAUUUGGAAACAAAUGCUGAGACUUCAGAUCGAUGACGAAAUCUGUGAACCUUUAGAUCGUCAGAAAAAGUGUGUGGUUCGAUGGCUCGAAAAUCAUAGAAAAUGUGGAAUUCAAGCGUCCUAUGUAUAUAAUUUAACAAUGUCCACCUGGUUACAAGCUUGGUGCUCUGCUAGCUGUGAAAUUAAGUCAUCUACAAUAUUAUUGAUAAUAAGUUCAUUUAUAGCAUCUCAUAAUUUUCUCAUAUCACAUCAUUAAUAGUUUAAAGUAGUCUAUUAAAUAAUUAUAUUUUAACAUUAUUAAUAUUUGCAAUUAUGUUCAUUACUAUGUUAUUUUGUCAUACGUUCUUUAAAUCAUAACGCUAACUAAAACAUUAUACAAAGUCAAAAGUGAAUAUACACCUUUAAUUCUGAAGGAUUAAGUCAUGGUGCAUAAAUAUAUCAGAAAUGAAAUAAUUACCUUAUAGAAAUUAUUAUUUAAAAAUUAUCUAUGUUCAAAUAUUUUACAAAAUUAUAAACUAAAUAUUUUAAAAUUUUUUCUUUCUGAACGGGAAAAAUGAAGUCAAAAGUCUUAUACACUUGAAAUUAACAAAAAAAUUGACAAAGUUUGUCAAUUUUUUUGUUAAUUUCCCAACAAUUAAUAUUUUGUGGGUCUAUCUUGAUCUUUUACGACAGCUUUUAGUCUUAUUGGCAUACAAUAAACUAGUUUUUUUGUAUCUGUAACUGCAAUAGAAUUCCACACCUCUCUCAAUACUUUCUGAAGCGAGUAUUUGCGUGUAAGUUUCAUUUCCUAAUUUAUCCUUCAUUUUUCCUCAUAACUGUUUGAUCCAGAAUUAACUCUGGUAAUUGUUUUGGUGUAUGGUAGAGAAGCCAUUGCUUCACAGUUUCGGCUGUAUAUUUUGGAUCGUUGUCUUGAUGAAAAACCCAGGAGUUUUGCAGGCCUAAUUUCGUUAUGCUUUUGUUUAAAUUUGCUUUCAAUAUGUUUAAAUAGCCAAAGCGACCCGUUCGAGAGUCUACAAAAGCACGUUCUCCUACACUUGAAGCUGCCAUUCAUCCAUAAACCAUUCGGAAACCUCCACCAUACAGUACUUUACAGUAAAUACUAGAUUCUUCAGCUGAAUGAAGUUCAGAAUUUGUAGUUCACGAAACUUUUGAAUGUUUUGAGAAGCAAAUACCUCAAAUUUAUAUUUAUCUAGUAAAUAAUACAUUUUCUCCAUAUUCUGAAGAUCGUCUUUAAAUCUUCUUGCAAAUAACAAACGCUUUUGACGAAUCUUUUACUUAUUGUUGGCUUUUUUUCUAUGGUACACUGCCAUGAAAUCCAUGGGAAUUAUAUUCUCUUGAUGCUACUUGCACUUACUGGCGAUCCUUUCACAUCAGAGAUUUCAUGCGUAAGUUUAACAGUAUUAGUGUAUAGAUUCUGUAUAAUUUUCCGAACUACAGCAAUCUCAUCCAGAGUCCUUAUGAAUGAGAGCACAUUUUAACAUUUCAAGUACAAACCUAAAUCACGUAUUAAUCUUAAUACAGAACAUUACGGUUGCGUUUCAAAGUAGAUAAUUUCGGAAGCAAAUUAUUUCGAGUAAACUUAUUAUAAAAUGCGUAUACCACACGAAAUUAUGUAUUCGAUAGAAAUUCUAUGAGCCAACACAAUGGCGCAUAGUAUACGUGAGGUGCACCGAUGAUCUAAAUUUCGAAGAAACAUGCUAUUAUCAAUAUAGUAGAGCGUCGAUUAUCCGAAAGAAUUCCAGUCCGCAAAUUUAAAUUUUCGCGUGCUGUGGCGCUGCAAUCUUUGGCUAUCUCUUGGGCUACUCAAAUAUUUUACGUUUUUGAUGA